ACGUACGAGAACAUGGCGCUGCUCGUCAAGGCCUCGGAGUCGAUGGACUCCGAGGAGGACGACGCGGCGUCCAUGCUUCGCUCGAUGUCGAGCGACGCGGAGCUGGACCAGGACGCUGGCACCGCGACCACCGGGAGUGACCACAGCGGUAGCGGCGGCCGCAGCGCCGAUCUGCACAGGUGCAAGACGGAGGAGCAGCUCGACGUCGACUCCGGUGUGUACAGCAGCUCCGUGGAGUCUGCAUCCUUCCUCAGUACGGGCACACCCCCAGCAAGGAAGAAGGGAUCUAGGGACAGCGAGCAGGAUGAGUCUGUCCAGGAGGCUUCCCAAUCGGAGGCAGAGAUGCUGACCAUGUGCAAGUGUAUCGUGAGCAGCAUCAUCGAAAGUGAAACAGCAUACGUGGACUGCCUCGACACCCUUAAUCAGUACGCUCGUGCCCUGACCAGUGCCAUCGGGACGAACCAGUCGGUGUUGUCCAAGGAGGAGAUCGACACCAUCUUCUACAAGAUCGAGCAGCUGCACGAUACGCACAAGAACUUCCGGGAUGGCCUGCGCAGGAACUGCGAGAACUGGGAUGCCAAGCCAACGAUCGGCGAGAACUUUAAGUUCCUGGCAAGUCGCCUCGAAGUUUACAAGCUGUUCUUGGAGAACUAUUCCAAGGCCAUUGAGACUGUGCGGCACUGCAACGCAUCAAAUAUGAAGUUCGAGGAGCUGUUCAAGAACAUAAAGUUAAACACAUCGAAAGGACAGCCAGCCACAUUAGAAGAUUUGCUCCACAAGCCAGUGGCGAGGGUGCAGAAAAAUGCGCUGGUGCUUCAUGACCUUCUUCACUACAUACCUAGCAGCCAUCAUGACUACAACAACCUCAGGGCAGCGCUAAAGCUCACGCAGCGGUUCCUGAAUGAACUCAAGCUCAACUCACCAGAAAGCAUGUUCCCGCAUCAAGACAGGGCUCCUAGGCAUGUCGUGAAAAACAGCUUUAUUGUGGAAUACUCCGAGGGACACCGGAAGCUCAGGCACCUUUUCCUCUUCAAUGACGUCAUUGUCUGUGCCAAGUACAAACCUUCCAGUAGGCAAAAGUUUACUUUUGAGGUCAAGUGGUAUAUCCCUCUUAGCCUUGUUACCCUCAUUGACGCUACUGGAGAAAUGGAGCCCAUCAGGGAAGACAACAAGGUGAAUGUAUGCCAAUUGCGGUCACGAACAAGCACGCUGAGAGACGCUGUCGCAAAGGAAGAAAGAGACAAUGCCAAGCUUGGAAAGCCACCAGGUCGCAACUUGGAACGAAAUCGAAAGAAACUUAGUGAACUGGAGGCACAGUUAGUCCUGCACUCUCCAAAUCUGCCAUUUAAGAUUGGCUUCAAGAACACCAAAACAUACAACUUCUUCCUGUCGUCAGAGUUUGAGCGAUCCCAGUGGAUUGAGGCCAUCAACCACCUGCACAUGACAGCCCCGCAGGUUGUCACAACACCCAGCAUUCUCGAACUGCAGAGCUGCAUUACAUCAGCGAGAGGGUGCAUGGGAACCAACAUGGGAUCUUUCCUGACAAGAACAGCCAAAGAUGAGGACCUGCUGUUUGGCGACCUUCUCGUCACUGUCCACAACUUGCAGGGGCUCACAACACCUUCAGACAUUUACAUUUGCUUUGAAGUAGACUCCUAUGGACAUUUCUUCAAGAAGGCCAAGACGAAAAUAUGCCAGAACACAAUGGAACCAAUCUUCAACCAGGAAGUUGUUAUUGACCUGGACGGAUCACAAACACUUCGAAUACUUUGCUACGAGGAGCAAAUUAAGAACGGCACAACCAUUACUGAGCUGCGGGGAAAGGCUGCCUUCGAGAUGAGUCGUUCCUGGCUCACGGACAAGUACCAGGAGAAGUCCUUCAGCCUGCAGGACUUCACGCUCAACCUCAGCAUAAAGUACAACUCCUCAGAUGUUGGUCUGCAGAGGGUUCCGUCAUGUAAACCCGUUGGAUCUUUCGGAGUUAAGGUGCAACAGGUUUGCAAGAAGGAAAAGAGCGCAGUGCCGUUCGUGAUCACCACAUGUGUCCGGGAGGUCGAGCGUCGAGGUAUCAAUGAAGUGGGGCUCUACAGAGUGUCUGGCUCUGCAUCAGACCUUCAGAGGUUGAAGAGGACGUUUGAAAACGAUCCCUAUGAAGCUGAGCAACUACUCAAAGAGGUUGACAUCAACAACGUCACGGGUUUAUUGAAGCUAUACUUGCGAGAGCUUCCAGAGGCCCUCUUCACUGAUGUUCUCUAUCCAAAGUUCUUCGAAGCAUUUAGUAAACAUGACCAAGAGGAAAAGAAAAACAUGCUCCUGAGCCUCUUCAGCAAACUUCCAGAAGUAAACCAAAAUGUCACAGUGUUCCUGAUUGAUCACAUGGUGAAGAUCAACUCCAACGAAGCACAGAACAAGAUGUCCCUUCACAAUUUGGCUACCGUGUUUGGGCCAUCCAUAAUCCGUCCCUGCAGUGGCGCGGUUGGCCAGAGCCCCAGCGACCUCCUCACCACCAGCACUGUCGAUGUCAUGGCGCAGGCUGGUAUCCUCUACUUCUUUCUGCGGAGGAGGGCAGCUGGCCUCUCCCUCACCCUCGAGAGUCGAGACGCGUCUCCUGCCGAAGCAUGAAGUGUGAAGCGUGUGUGCAUUGUUUCUUUAGCAUUCUCUUGGCAAGCAAGAACAAUGAAAAGCCUGCUUGACAAAAUGCAGCUAUGACCACGUCUGUGUUGACAACGAGCCGUCAAGGGAAAAGCCACAAACCUAGUUGCGGUUUCUCCAUAACGCUCUUGGGAACGUCAUCUGCUGCGAAGCUGUCACAUAUUGAGCAAGCAUGUGCCGGUCAACUACAGAUUUUUAUUUGUGUAUGUUUGUGUGUGUAUGUGUGCGUGCGAGGCUUUGUGUUUUAUAUAAAUAGUGGACAUUUGGCAACCUAUGCGCUCAACUGAGAGUGCAUAGCAAUGGUGCGGUAUGCACGCCGCUCUGCACAGUUGCAUGCAGCCUUUCGACAAUGCACUUACUCCUUGUGGUGCAGAUGAGCAAAGCACUGUCUGUACAACGCAGGUUAAUCUACUUUACAGUCUGCAACAGUGUUACGAGUUAAUUAGGUGAAUAGAUUAUUGAAGCUUCUUGAGGGAAAAGAGGUGUGUGUGUGUGUGUGUGUGUGUGUGUUUUUUUAAUAGGAUCUACAGUGAAUGGCGCUUCUUUUAGUUGAAUCAAUGUCAGUUGAUUGCCAGCCAGUGAACAAUGUAUAGUUUCUGCUGAUAUCCUAUCCUUUGAAGCCUAAGCAUUCGCUGCAAUAUUUGGUCUACAGUGCUGGUUCUUGCUGACAUCAUAGCCUCUUUCUGGGGACCUGUCUUUGUACUACUUCAUGAAGUUUGCUUUAUUUUUUUGUAUUAUGUGUCAUCACUACAUAAUCCUUAGUGCCAUUCACUCCAGCCACGUCAACCAGCGAUGGCUGCAACACAUCUGUACAAUCUUUGCCAGAAAUCCUAAAGCCAUUGCGCCAGUGACUAGAUCUGUCGUUGGGUCCCAUUAUAGGGUGCUCCAUAGCUCACCGGAGUUAGGAACACCGUUCGUCUCACUUUUUGUGGCUCUCAUUCAACCAGGGUUCUACAGAGGACCUAGUAAGCAGCCCGACAACUGGCCUAGUCACACGUGGAGAGGCUUUGAAACUUUUGGCAAAGACACUACCUCUUCUGGCCCAGUGGCAGUGAAUUCUACAGACAAAAGUAAGGAAUUAGUGUAUUGUCACCGCAGUCAUCAAGGCAGUGGCCGUCCAGGCAUCUGCAGUGCACAGUUUGAGCAGCAGCUUAGCGGCACAUAAGGAGAGCAACUGUCCCUUUUCCUUUGCUUAAGUGUACACAGUUUGCUGCUGUAACAAAGCACAUGUUGCUGUGUGGCUGAACCAGCUUUACGGUGUGUCUAUUUAACUAGUCUACAAUUACUGUUGCUGUUACGUUGAAGUGUCUGUGGGCCAACAGCUCUUACCUCUGUUCUAUGUACCUAACAAUGAGCUCUCGCUCGCUUCAUUCACGGUAUGUUUAAGCCAGAACUAUUGUGAUUUUUGUCAGCCUGAGUGCAUUUCUGCUAUGCUUCUUAGGUUCUUUAUGAAACUAUCGUGUUACUGUUUUAAUUGUUCACUCAUUUCUUUCAUGCAUUUCACACAGAUUGUCAAAAUGUGUGGACCACAGGCCUUCUUUUUUUUAGAUUUCUUUACAUGGCAAUGUGUGUUUUAUAACUGCAAAUUUUAUUAUGUUGUCUAACAGAACAUUUCAUUAAUGUCAUAUUACACUGUCCUCUUUUGUCAUUAGGCUUUUCAGUUCCUUUUAAGGAUCAGAUGUAUUUGCCGAAGUGCUAUAUGCUCUGUUUUUUGUUUGCCUCUGUGUUUUUGGUUCUCCCUUGCUUCACAGAUUAUCACGGCAAAUAGGGGUAGCAUUCCAGUGGUGGGACAUGCACGAUAUAAAAUUUUCUAGAUACCUUUAUAGAUCAGCUGCUGUGUUUACAUUUGUGCGAGUGUUUUCUAAUGCAUUGACAGCGGAUGUGAAUAACUGACCAAAAUGUGGCUUGUCAACUCCUUUGCUCAUUUUAAACAGCACCAAAGUUAAGCUUUUAUCUUCCUUAAUCAAUGUUCUGAGAACUAUUGCCAACUUUUAGUAACUACCUAUUGGAGUAUUAUUGCUCAGGCCAGGACUGCUUCUUCCUAUGAGAGGUCUUAUUUAACAAAAGUAAUUUGGGAUGACAAUGCGGUGUAGCUGAAUUAUGACUUUAAAGUUGCGACUAAGUUUAGCUACACCUCACUGAACUUUCAGCAUUACUUAUAACAAAUAUAAUGAUGCGCCGUUGUAUUUUUAUUGACAAACAGUAUUCAUGCAUUUUUUUUUUCAGUAGUAGUUUCUAUUUUGUUUUUAUUUUUUAGUUUUACAUCUACUGCCAAAUAACACCACCUUGGGUUGAGUAUGAUGGUGUGCUGUUUAUUGCUUUUAGCAUUUAAUCACGCUGCUAUCCAAUGAAACCAUUGUACGCAUGACAGCACUAACUAUGUUAUGUGUGUGCCCUUUUGCUGUUUGUAAAUAACCGGUGUAGACAGUUUUACACAAACUUUUUGUACAUUUGCAUGUCUGACUUGCCCGAUGAUGUCUCGGGCAUCGUACCUUGUAUAUUUUUCUUUCACUUUUGUACUAGAAUUGCGCAGAUAGUAUGUUCUUGUAUGUUUACACUGAUGAUGUCAUGAAAGCAGCGGUGUACUGUGACAUGCUUAUGAAUGCACACUUGUUAUGUUUGGAUGUACUGCGUGUGUUAGUUUAAUCUGACUUCCAGGCACUCUUGUAUUAUAGUGCUCAGAAUGCGAGUUUGUAUUCGAUGUACGACUUUGGAACUGUUUACAUAUGGCCGUUCACAAGUGCUUCUGUCACAGAGACUACAUAAACACCAACAGACUACUACAUAAAAAUGCCGCAGAGUUGCGUCUUCUUGAAUACCAAAACAAAAGCAGCAGUAUGAAGGCCCUCUACAUUUUUAUGUCACAUUAAAGUGUGUUGUAUCUCGCUUUUAUCUACUGCCAGAUGUUUAAGCUGGAAUUCUGCUUAUAAUAACUGCCAUUUAAUUCUUAGACAAGGUUAUUGCACUUUAUGCUUCCAUGGUGACAAAUGAGCAAGUUUGUACUUGAAACAAGGCAUGGGCAUUUCAAUGAAGUAUGGACAUGUCUGCUUGGUUUAGUGUAUUAUGCAGUGUAGGACUUUUUAGGUAAAAUCUCCAUUCAAUCUUUCUUUUUAUCUACAAGACACAGUAAAAGAACAAACCAAAUCAAAAAAAAAUUUUUUUUCGCAUGUCAAAGUAAGAACAACGUGCCAUUCUGUACUGAGAAACAUCACUGCAGGUGUACCUUGCCUUUGAAGAAUCAAGCAUGAAUAAAAAUUCUUUAGUACGCUUUCACAUAGUAUCUGGGCCACCUUCAACAGCAUAGGCAGUGGUUUUGUUCUUAUGCAGGGCAUUCACAAGCAAGUUGCAUUGCAGCUUAGUUCAAUAUAAUUUGACAGAGGCUAGUUAGCAGUGAAAGUGAUGAGUUACCUUCUUAAUCUACAGUUAGGAUGUAGAAUGGUAAUAUGUACAAUUGUGAGGAUCGAUUGAGAGAAGUGAUUACGAGGGAGCCAGCAGUCACCAAUAUUAAGUUGAUGCUUGAGCCAUGCCUUUUCCAACAUAAGAACAAUAUCAAGAAAUAACAUAAUGAGUCCUGCUUUCGGCUGUUCAGCUGGCAUACAAGAAAAGCCAAAGAGGUUCUCGUGAUGCCAUGAUACGAGAGCUUCUCCAGUGCUAGCUGCGCAACAACUUUAGCAUCCAGUCACUUUUUGGCAUAGACAUUUUAUUUACCUGUUGAAUGCAUCGUGCGACGUUGCUCUCGAACAUUCGCUCAAGGUUUCUGACUUGACUUCCAUCUCAAUGUCAUGGACAUUUUUGGAAAUGUGUGCACCUAAUUUUAAGCAGUGGCAUUACAACUGUGGGGCAAGGGUGAGUGGUCACUUCUCAGAAGUUCUAAAAUUAUGAACGCAAAAAUUCAGUGCGGGAAUGCAAAUGAAGCACUGCGGGCAUGACUCCAGUUAUAAUAUCAUGCAAUGCAUGUUAGCUAAGUAGUGGUAAACCAUCAACCAUCACGACUAUAAUGAGAGUGGACUUGCAAUGAGUUAUGAGCAUGGUGCAAACGUGCACUCAGCCACAGUUUGACGUUUUAAAAAACUUUAGUACAACACAGAAGGGACACAUUGUAAGAAAAUUUUAAAGAAUAACAUUUUUCAACUAGAAUUCAGGAGUCCCAAUUACAGAAAAGUAAGGCAGUAACAGUUUAAUGUUUUUAAUUGUGGCAUGUGGUAUAAAGCUGGGCACCAUUUAGGAAAACGGUGUCACCAGCCUGAGACAGCUUUAAAAAAUAAUAACCAGAGAGUAAUUACUUACUCAGGUGAUUUGGAUGACAUCAAGCAUGCUCUCUGUUAAAUUAGGGAAUGAUCACCUAGUAAACUUCUAGAUGACAGUUGGUACUUCUCGUAUUUUUUUUUUUUCUCGUCUUAUGUCCUGUCUGUGUUGUACUUAAGAUUUUGCAUAUUUCUAGCCAACUCUCCCACACUUGUAUGCUUCUGCACUCUGGUGUCCUUGAGUGAUCAUAAUCAAGGAGAUCCUUUGUAGUAAUCUGGACGGCCCUACUUCAUUCUUUUAUUUGCCUUCAGUUUUCUCUUUCUAGGUUAAGCAUUAAAGUUGCUGGUCAUUUAAGGAACUCGUCAUACAAGUACACAUGAUUGCUUUGUGUGACAAUUGGGCCGUAAUCGAAACAGCAUGCGCAUGGUGCGUCGCCAAAUUCCAAGCAUAUUCAAGUACACACAAGUGCCUCAUGAGAUGUCUCAUGAGACUGCCUUGCGAAGAUUUUUUAGGGGACCACGCUAGCUCCACGCUCACUUCAUAAACAGUCGCUCAUCAUAUUUUAGGUUUCAUUUGAACCUAUGCUGCAUCAUGUAGCUUUCAGGGACCAUAGUGCAAUUUUUAAACUGUACUUUGCCUCAUGUCUUUUCUCUAACAAAUUACACUGUUACCAGUGCAAGCCCAAUUUACACUAGGAACAGUACAUUUUGCAAAGGAAUUUGUAUUUUGGGGUAAUUUUUUUUUUUCUGUUGUCAGCGUAGAUGCUGUAGCGUAGAGGAUAAGGACAAGUGCUUCAGGAAUGCUUUUCUAACUAAAUAGUUGCAGGAACUGAAAGUGCAUGACUAUGGCCUUAUGUCUAAUGCUAAUAUGAUGUGAAGCGCCUCGUCUAUGAGGUUUUCAGUAUUUCAAAUCUUAUGCAUUUCAUGCCAUCAUGCAUGACUAGUGUCCGCAUGCCAAUGUAGUCAAACUGGAAAAGCUGACUCAAAUCUGACACAGUGAGGGGGGCUGUAUUUCUUUAUUUUAAAUUGACCUUCUUGCGAGUUCCACUUGCAACACCUCUGUUUGCAUCAUAGAUGUGGCAGCUUUGUGUGCUUGUGCUUAAUUGGACUUUAUUACUCUGUCUUAGCGGAUGCCACAAAAUGUAACCAUGUCCUGCCGCAGAAAGUGUCGUGCUGUAGUGAUCGUUUGUAAAUAGUUUUGAUUGUGAACCCCGCGGUGUGUACAUGAUGUGGUGAUGGGAGUUUUUGUACAUAUAUUCUUUAAUAAAGCCCAUGGACUGUU
Messenger RNA from Dermacentor silvarum, 8178 nucleotides. It is a transcript of the gene RhoGAP1A, whose product is annotated as active breakpoint cluster region-related protein. Gene Ontology annotation, molecular function: guanyl-nucleotide exchange factor activity; GTPase activator activity. Lineage: Eukaryota; Metazoa; Arthropoda; Arachnida; Ixodida; Ixodidae. The record is from RefSeq and is a predicted model, not a curated record. Gene Ontology annotation, biological process: positive regulation of GTPase activity; signal transduction. Bases 13 to 2622 code for a protein of 869 amino acids. Gene Ontology annotation, cellular component: membrane. The transcript is spliced from 23 exons.